CCCUGAAAGCAUCUCUCUGAAAACAGCUGGCUGAUUCCCAAGUCUCUCUCAAGUCUCCCAGUUUUUCUUCUCUAGGGGUGCAAGAGCAGAGCAGGACACUGAGAUCGUAGGGUUUAGGGAUGCUCUCAGAUCUGCUAUUUAGUCUCGUGUUCCUCUAAGCCGUUCUGGAGCCCGACAACUUAAAAGUAUUUGGGGCUAGCGAACAGCCAGCGAGCAGUGGAGGAGGUGUGUGCUGGAGGUGGGCAGUCGCUGGGAGGCUCUAGUGGUGGGUACUUCUUUGUAGCAACAGUAGCAGCUAGCUUGGGCAAGCAAUCCCCAGCACAAACUCCAGAGACACCAUGCCUGCACCCCCACCUGGCCUCCGGCUUUCCUGCUAAGAGGAAGAGGGGCGGUGGCGAAUGCCUCCCGCUGUACAGAGCGAGAAUAGAACCUCGCGCGGGCACAGGAACCCGGGCGCACCAUGGCCGAUACAGAUGAGGGCUUUGGCCUGGCGCGCACGCCUCUGGAGCCUGAUUCCAAAGACAGGUCUUGCGAUUCGAAACCUGAGAGUGCUCUGGGGGCUCCCAGCAAGUCUCCAUCAUCCCCGCAGGCCGCCUUCACCCAGCAGGGCAUGGAAGGAAUCAAAGUGUUUCUUCAUGAACGUGAACUGUGGCUGAAGUUCCACGAAGUGGGCACAGAGAUGAUCAUCACCAAGGCAGGGAGGCGAAUGUUUCCUAGUUACAAAGUGAAGGUGACUGGCCUUAAUCCCAAAACGAAGUAUAUUCUUCUCAUGGAUAUUGUUCCCGCAGAUGACCACAGAUAUAAAUUUGCUGAUAACAAAUGGUCCGUAACUGGCAAAGCCGAGCCUGCCAUGCCGGGGCGCCUUUACGUGCACCCGGACUCCCCAGCAACCGGAGCCCACUGGAUGCGACAACUUGUCUCCUUCCAGAAGCUCAAGCUCACCAACAACCAUCUGGACCCGUUUGGACACAUUAUCCUGAACUCCAUGCACAAAUACCAGCCCCGAUUACACAUCGUGAAAGCAGACGAAAAUAAUGGGUUCGGUUCAAAGAACACUGCGUUUUGCACCCACGUCUUCCCGGAGACAGCUUUUAUCGCUGUGACUUCGUACCAGAAUCACAAGAUCACACAGCUGAAAAUUGAGAACAACCCCUUCGCCAAAGGCUUUCGGGGCAGUGAUGACCUGGAGUUACACAGGAUGUCUCGGAUGCAAAGUAAAGAGUAUCCUGUGGUUCCCAGGAGCACAGUGAGGCACAAAGUCACCUCCAACCAUAGCCCCUUCAGCAGCGAGACCCGAGCUCUCUCCACCUCAUCCAAUUUAGGGUCCCAGUACCAGUGUGAGAAUGGUGUCUCUGGCCCCUCCCAGGACCUUCUGCCCCCGCCUAACCCAUACCCACUGGCCCAGGAGCACAGCCAAAUUUACCACUGUACCAAGAGGAAAGAUGAGGAAUGUUCCAGCACGGAGCACCCCUAUAAGAAGCCGUACAUGGAGACAUCCCCCAGCGAGGAAGACACCUUCUAUCGCUCGGGCUACCCCCAGCAGCAGGGCCUGAGUACCUCUUACAGGACAGAGUCGGCCCAGCGGCAGGCCUGCAUGUAUGCCAGCUCCGCUCCCCCCAGCGAGCCCGUGCCUAGCCUGGAGGACAUCAGCUGUAACACAUGGCCCAGCAUGCCAUCCUAUAGCAGCUGUACAGUCACCACCGUGCAGCCCAUGGACCGUCUUCCCUACCAGCACUUCUCCGCUCAUUUCACCUCGGGGCCCCUGGUCCCUCGGCUGGCUGGCAUGGCCAACCAUGGUUCUCCCCAGCUCGGCGAAGGGAUGUUCCAGCACCAGACCUCAGUGGCCCAUCAGCCUGUGGUCAGGCAGUGCGGGCCUCAGACUGGCCUUCAGUCUCCGGGCGGCCUCCAGCCCCCAGAGUUUCUCUACACUCACGGCGUGCCCAGGACCCUGUCCCCCCAUCAGUAUCACUCAGUACACGGCGUCAGCAUGGUGCCAGAGUGGAGUGAGAAUAGCUAAAGGCCGACCUAUGCCAGAGAAGGGGGAGAGAG
Messenger RNA from Mus caroli (Ryukyu mouse), 2049 nucleotides. It is a transcript of the gene Tbx5, whose product is annotated as T-box transcription factor 5. Gene Ontology annotation, cellular component: chromatin; nucleus. Gene Ontology annotation, biological process: regulation of transcription by RNA polymerase II; cell fate specification; pattern specification process. The record is from RefSeq and is a predicted model, not a curated record. Gene Ontology annotation, molecular function: DNA-binding transcription factor activity, RNA polymerase II-specific; RNA polymerase II cis-regulatory region sequence-specific DNA binding. NCBI's taxonomy places the organism in Eukaryota, Metazoa, Chordata, Mammalia, Rodentia, Muridae.